AUGACAAUCUUGCACAGCCAUCUGCCUCCAAACGUUCGCUUCGAAACGGUCGACAUUACACACCCGCUCUCGGUCGAGCCCGAAAGCUUCGACUUGAUACAUGCUCGCCUGUUGUUCGUCCAUGUGAGAGACCCAGCUGCGGUCAUCGGACGUGUCGCAUCGCUGCUCAAACCCGGCGGUUGGGUUGUGAUUGAGGAGCCGGACGAUCUUGACUUCGAUGAAGACGGACGCCCGCGCGGCUUGGCCAAGCAUGUCCCUGCCAUUGCUCACCAGUACGAUGUCUUUCGUCAGCGUGGCCUCGAUCUCGCAUUCUGGCGACGCCUGGAGAAUGUCCUUCAGGAUACGGGUGUUCUAGAGAUGGUCACUGCUGUGAAGCUCGAUAUGCCGUUCACGAGCAGGGAUCACAACGAGAAGCUCCUUGCUCUAGGAAAGACUUACAGAGACGGUCUCCUAACCUUGGUCCAUGCCGGCGUCACAGCUGGGCGGACUCGUUUUACAUAA
Molecule: messenger RNA, 501 nt
Organism: Peniophora sp. CBMAI 1063
Lineage: Eukaryota; Fungi; Basidiomycota; Agaricomycetes; Russulales; Peniophoraceae
Source: the annotation of a GenBank genome assembly